Messenger RNA from Erythranthe guttata (spotted monkey flower), 1373 nucleotides. RefSeq names its product flavanone 3-dioxygenase. Lineage: Eukaryota; Viridiplantae; Streptophyta; Magnoliopsida; Lamiales; Phrymaceae. The record is from RefSeq and is a predicted model, not a curated record.
GAUUAGGUAGGAACCAUCGUGUGGCUCUAGCUACAACCACAUUCCAUUCUCCUCUCAAUAUAUACUAACCCCAUAUACCAUCUCUUCAAUAUGUGAAAAAAAUCAAUUACCCGUCGAAAAGGGUACAAAAGGAAAACGAAAAAAAAAAAAAAAAAGUGACGAAAUGGCUAACGGAGUUACUACUAUCACCAUAACAGCACUAUCCGAAGAGAACUCCCUCGAUGAAAAAUUCAUCAGAGAUGAAAACGAGAGGCCAAAGGUGGCGUACAACCAAUUCAGCGAUGAGAUUCCGGUGAUAUCACUUGCCGGAAUUGAAGAAUCGGGCGAGGAGAGGGCUGAGAUAUGCCGGAAAAUAGUGGCGGCGUGUGAAGGGUGGGGCAUUUUCCAGGUGGUGGAUCAUGGGGUUGACUCUGACGUAAUUGAUGACAUGACUCGUUUGGCACGUGAGUUCUUCGCUUUCCCCGCUGAGGAGAAGCUUCGUUUCGACAUGUCUGGCGGGAAGAAAGGUGGUUUCAUUGUCUCUAGCCACCUUCAGGGUGAAGUUGUGCAAGACUGGCGCGAAAUAGUGACGUACUUCUCGUACCCGAUCCAAGCCCGAGACUACUCAAGGUGGCCCGACAAGCCCGAAUCUUGGCGGGCCGUGACCGAAACCUACAGCGAGCAGUUGAUGAAACUAGGUUGCAAACUGCUCGAGGUUUUAUCGGAGGCAAUGGGUCUUGAAAAGGAUGCACUGUCCAAAGCUUGCGUGGAUAUGGAUCAAAAAGUGGUUGUCAAUUUCUACCCAAAAUGCCCCCAGCCCGAUCUCACAUUGGGCCUGAAGCGGCAUACGGAUCCGGGUACAAUCACUUUGCUGCUCCAGGAUCAAGUGGGCGGGUUGCAGGCGACCCGAGAUGGUGGGGAAACAUGGAUCACUGUUCAACCCGUUGACGGUGCUUUUGUGGUCAACCUCGGUGACCAUGGUCAUUAUCUAAGCAAUGGGAGGUUCAAGAAUGCAGACCAUCAAGCAGUGGUGAAUUCAAAUAGUAGCAGAUUGUCUAUUGCGACUUUCCAAAACCCGGCCCCACAAGCUGCGGUUUACCCGCUGAAGAUCCGGGAGGGAGAAGAUCCGAUAAUGGAGGAACCAAUCACCUUCUCGGAGAUGUACAAGAAGAAGAUGGCGAAGGAUCUAGAGCUUGCUAAUCUCAAGAAAAUGGCUAAUAAGGAUAAUAUCCAGCUUCAAGAUAUUCUUGCUUGAAUAAUAAUUAAUUAUUAAAGCAUAAUUUGAUUCUUAAAUCGAAUUAAACUAUAUAAUUAAUUAUUAUGGUCUGUACUAAUUAAUUAUUAUCUAUGUUUUUCAUUAAGGAAUAUGUAAUAAAAUUAAUCGAUCUUUUCAA